Molecule: messenger RNA, 1266 nt
Organism: Ectocarpus sp. CCAP 1310/34
Lineage: Eukaryota; Phaeophyceae; Ectocarpales; Ectocarpaceae
Source: the annotation of a GenBank genome assembly
UGGAGGGUAUUGAGCAAGGGGAAGGGGCCACGUGCCGCCAGGGAAGGGGCCACGUGCCGCCAGUUGUGGUUUCGAGUAUUGACGCUGCUCUGCUCUCAUACUAUCUCCCAGCACCCGUGUGUGUUGUAUGUGUGUGUGUGUCAUAAUGGAUUCCCAGAGAGAACUGGGCGACUUGCGAGCGGUUGUGCUUAGGCUAAGGGAUCUCGGGUGGAACGUGGACUGCGUUUUGGGCCAUUCGAAGGGCGCUGCGGCCGUGUUGCGGUACGGGGAGAAGUUUGACGACGUCCCACUGGUGGUGAACGUGGCGGGACGAUUCGACACGAGUGAGACCCCUCGAUCACGCUUCACGGAGGAACAGUGGGACCAGCUAGAGAAGACGGGAUCUUUCGAGUGGAAUGUCAGGGGGGAAGAUCUCACCAUCAACAAAAGUGAUUUUGAGGAGCGAGCCGCGCUCAACAUGAAGAAGACGGCCGCAUCGAUCACGCGAUCGAAGGUACUGACCAUUCACGGCACCGAGGAUGAAACCAUCCCGGUAGCCGAUGCUUACGAGUUCGACAAGGUGCUGCCCAACAACGAACUCGUCGUCGUGGAGGGUGCAACCCACCGCUUCGCCACCGAGCCCGAGCAGGUUGAAGUGAUGAAGGCGCUCAACCGAUACUUGGAGAAGGCGGAAGGACCGUCAACCGCAGAGAGAUAAGGACUGGCGCGGGCAGGGGGGGCGGGGUUGAAUGGGGGCGUGCGGCGGCUGCUCACACAGAACGGAUCCCCUCGUCACAUCAGAUCUCGGCAAAGGCUUGUUUCUUGUUUUGCAUAUGGGAUACACCCACGGCGACAAUAUAGGUUACAUUAUUAGUGUUCUGUAGGCUUCUUGACUGAGCACCUGCUCUCAUGGCGAAGUUCUUGCUUUUUGAACUUUUCGAGGCUCAAUUUCUUAUCUUAAAACUGCGAAGGUCUUAGGUGGUGGCGCGUUCUGUAUGCAGUGUAGGUGGAGUCCGCUUCUUGUCUCGUCAGAGGGAGAGUAGGAAGUUGUCGAUCCUUGUUUGUUGUACCAGUAUGACUUUGUUUGGAAGACCGUAUCAACAGAGGGCAUCUCGACAUCUCGACGUGCUGCUGAUGGAGGAACUGGUCCGUAUGCAUGGUCUACAGCGACCCUUGCAAACAAUACUAUCGAUGGUUGUUGUAGUGUAGAGUACGAUUGAUUCCCUUGAGUGAAGAAGAUUGUGGAAUCAUGACAAUCGAUGGUGGUGCGAAGUGCCAAGAAAUUUC